Diatraea saccharalis (sugarcane borer) is the source of this 2018-nucleotide messenger RNA. NCBI's taxonomy places the organism in Eukaryota, Metazoa, Arthropoda, Insecta, Lepidoptera, Crambidae. The record is from the annotation of a GenBank genome assembly.
AUCGCGUUUGUAUUUAGUUUUAUUGACAUUUCGGACAGGUUUCAUGUCCACAAAAGAAUAAGGUUUUGAUUGUCCUAUUGAUUAAAAGUAUAGCUAACUUUAUUUAUACAAAAAACCUAUAAAUUUUAUAUAGAACAAUUAUGCAAACCUGAACGCGGCACCGACUCGCCCCCGGCCGGCCUGUUUUCACUUAAAGAUUUGUGUUAUAACAUUGACUGUGAAAUUAUUGUCCUGUUCCGUAUUCAUUUCUCAAGUUUUAAACGAAAAAUAUAGAUAAGGCCGUAAUAUAUCUUAUCCUAAUCUAAUUACCUAAUUUUUUAAUUUUAAUCAGUAUUUUGUGAAGCGUUGAUAUGAGCGUAUUUUAUUGAUAAAUUUAGUAGUUAUUAUCGGCAAGUGAGGCAUAACACACAUAAUGGCGAGUCGUUAUUUAAUCUUUAAUAUUUUCCUAUUAUAUUUGAUGCAUUCCGUCAGUGGAUUGCAAAACGGGAAAGUCAAAAUUACCGUCGGAACCACAGCUGGUUGUGGUGAUACAGUCGCCUUUAUUCGAGAUCAAUUGAAGCCUACUUUUGAACUGUACGAGGAGUUCUUGGAGAUCGAAUAUGUGCCAUGGGGGAGAACGCAACGGGACGAGAACGGAGUAUUCACCUUUUGCCAGUUUAAUCCAAGUAACUGCUGGGCCAACCGCAUGCACAGGUGCUCUCUAAACUUAAUUGGAAAUAAUCAGACUAGACAACUCGAGUUUAUGUCAUGUGAGUUUUCUUCGCCUUUUCCGGGUUUCCUACAAGAAAGUUACGCCUGUGCUAGAUCGGUAGGUUUGAACGUCGUCGCAGUAGAUUAUUGUUUGAACAAUCCACAUUUGGAUACUUUAGAUGACGAAGCACAAGCGGCUGCUGUCUUACCAGUGGAAAAAAUCAAUUUUAUCCCAUACAUAAUCAUUAAUGACGACAUCAGUGUCGAUGUACAUGAGCAAAGUAGACAAAGACUAUCCAGUGUCGUAUGCUUCCUGUUAGCCGAAGAUCCAACGACGGGGAUAACUGCAUGCCAAAUCUAAACCAAUGACCAAUUUAGCUGUAUCAAAGUUUUAUCAUCAACGUGAACGCUCCAAUCGCCAAAUUGUAAAGUUUUUAUCUUAGCUGGCCUCCAAGCUUGAUUUGCCGAUUUUGGGAUUUUGCGAGCUAAAUGUCAAACUUUUGCCGCCUCGUAAUCGACGAACUUGUGCAAUUGGACAAUCGCCGAGCGCAGAUACGGCUAAUGGUGGAGUAAUUUUUGGUGAUACGAAUUGUAAUGACAGCAUUUGUUCCAUUAACAUUUUCUGAAUGUAUUAUAUAAAUGUCAGUUGAAUACUUGUCAGUUUUGAGGCCUUAUUUGCGAUAUUUUUUUUGUUAACAUAUUUUAAUCUUUGUAUUAAAUUCUAAAGUGUUUUCUGUUGAAACAAUAAAAGUUAUAAUGUUUUCCUUUGGCGUUUAUCAAACUCAACUCCUUAUUCUGAAGGACUCUCCUCCUGUCUUAUGGUGGACACAAAUGGCUUUUUGAAUGUUUUUCUAAACAAAUAUUAGUCUACUUAAUAAAUCUACAAAUACUUAACCGUAGCAAUUUCAACUAAGUUGAAGGUACAAGUAAUUAUAAAAUAAUUUUGAAUCGUUUGAAUAUAUGACUACAAAUUACUUGAAACAUUUGUCAAAAGGACAGUUGUCUGCUUGUUUAAUUAUUAUCAUGUAUGCGAAACAUUUCUGGUACCCAAAACAAUUGAAAUGUUUUUUAAUCUAGCUAUAUAAUAUCAAAGGGUAAUAGGGUAAUUAAUUAGAGCAACAUUUUUUUAGCGACAUUAAGAUAUUUUGUCACCAUAAAUAGUAAUCACUAUAAUUUUUUAGUUUGCCUCGAUAAAUUAUGAACUAUUAAAGGUAAAAGUUAGAUAGGAUCACACAUAAUACUGUAGAUAUUAGAGGAUAGAUAUAGCCCAAUAGCACAUCACUCGCCUCUAAAGGCAGACCAGAUGAUUGAUCAACAUCAAGACAUUG